Dama dama (fallow deer) is the source of this 3811-nucleotide messenger RNA. RefSeq names its product protein phosphatase, Mg2+/Mn2+ dependent 1E (gene PPM1E). The record is from RefSeq and is a predicted model, not a curated record. Gene Ontology annotation, molecular function: cation binding; protein serine/threonine phosphatase activity. Lineage: Eukaryota; Metazoa; Chordata; Mammalia; Artiodactyla; Cervidae. Gene Ontology annotation, biological process: negative regulation of protein kinase activity; protein dephosphorylation. The coding region runs from base 138 to 2396 and encodes 752 amino acids. The transcript is spliced from 7 exons.
GCAACCUAGUGCUGAUCGCUCGUGCCGGCGCGGCCGUUAACCGCCCUUGCGGGAGCCGGAGGCUCUCCAGCAGCCCCCCUCCCCUUCGCGGGCCUCCCCUACCCGUUUCCCCGGUCGGCCCUGGGGCAUGAGCAGCGAUGGCCGGCUGCAGCCCUGAGGAGAAAACUUACCGGCGCUUCCUGGAGCUAUUCCUGGGCGAGUUUCGCGGACCGUGCGGCGGCGGCGAGCCCCAGCCGGAACCCGAACCCGAAGAGUCGGAGCCCGAGCCCGAGCCCGAACUGGUGGCAGCUGAGGCGCGUGAGGCGUCGGUCGAGGAAGCCGGGGAGGCGGCGGCCGCGGGGGCCGCGUCGGAGGAGGGGGAGCACGAGCAGGAGCGAGAAGACCCCGAGCCCGAGGAGGAGGCGGUGGAGGAGGAGGCGGCGGCGGCGGCGGGCGAGGAGGCGGCGGCCCGGGGGCAGUCGGCCGUGCCGCCGCCGCAGACCCGGCUGCCGCCGCUGCCCCCGCUGCCGCGGCCACUGUCGGAGCGCAUCACCCGCGAGGAGGUGGAGGGCGAGAGCCUGGACCUGUGCCUGCAGCAGCUCUACAAAUAUAACUGCCCUUCCUUUCUGGCUGCCGCUUUAGCCAGAGCCACAUCAGACGAAGUCCUUCAGAGUGAUCUUUCUGCACAUUAUAUUCCAAAGGAAACAGAUGGCACGGAAGGGACUGUAGAGAUUGAGACAGUGAAAUUGGCCCGUUCUGUCUUCAGCAAACUACACGAGAUUUGCUGCAGCUGGGUGAAAGACUUCCCUCUCCGCAGGAGACCCCAGCUUUAUUAUGAGACCUCGAUCCAUGCCAUCAAAAACAUGCGCAGGAAAAUGGAGGACAAACAUGUCUGCAUUCCUGACUUUAAUAUGCUCUUCAACCUCGAGGACCAGGAAGAACAAGCUUACUUUGCAGUGUUUGAUGGCCACGGCGGGGUGGAUGCUGCCAUCUACGCUUCCAUUCACCUGCACGUGAACUUGGUGCGCCAGGAGAUGUUCCCCCACGACCCUGCCGAGGCCCUGUGCCGAGCCUUCCGCGUCACCGACGAGCGCUUUGUCCAGAAGGCUGCCAGGGAGAGCUUAAGAUGUGGGACCACAGGAGUGGUGACUUUUAUCAGAGGCAACAUGUUACAUGUGGCCUGGGUGGGUGAUUCCCAGGUUAUGCUUGUGAGGAAGGGCCAAGCUGUUGAACUGAUGAAGCCACACAAGCCGGACAGAGAGGAUGAAAAGCAGCGGAUUGAGGCCCUUGGAGGCUGUGUAGUCUGGUUUGGUGCCUGGAGGGUGAAUGGAAGUCUGUCUGUCUCCAGAGCUAUUGGAGAUGCUGAACAUAAGCCAUAUAUCUGCGGGGAUGCAGAUUCUGCCUCUACUGUUCUGGAUGGAACUGAAGACUACCUCAUUCUGGCCUGCGAUGGCUUCUACGACACCGUGAACCCUGACGAGGCAGUGAAAGUCGUGUCCGACCACUUGAAGGAGAAUAACGGAGACAGCAGCAUGGUUGCCCACAAGUUAGUGGCAUCAGCUCGUGAUGCGGGGUCAAGUGAUAACAUCACUGUUAUUGUGGUUUUCCUGAGGGACAUGAACAAAGCUGUAAAUGUUAGUGAGGACUCAGAUUGGACAGAGAACUCUUUCCAAGGAGGGCAAGAAGCUGGUGGGGAUGACAAGGAGAGUCAUGGGGAGUGCAAGCGCCCCUGGCCCCAGCACCAGUGCUCCGCCCCGGCUGAUCUGGGCUACGAGGGGCGUGUGGAUUCUUUCACGGAUAGAACCAGCCUGAGCCCAGGGUCCCAAAGCAGCGUGCUGGAAGACCCGGGCUACCUAGAUCUCACACAGAUAGAAACAAGCAAGCCUCACGGUGCCCAGCUUUUGCCACCAGUUGAGCUGUUUGGUCCUGGUGCACCAAAGAGAGCCAAUCUUAUUAAUGAGGUAAUAAUGGAGAAAAAAUCAGUUCCAUCAUCAUUGCCUGAAUGGAGUGGUGCUGGAGAGUUUCUCUCUUCUUUUAAUGUGGGUUCAACAGGGCAGCAGGUAUGCAGCAUGGAGAGCUUGCCUCCUGUUUGUUCUAGGCUGGAAAACGAACAGUUCAAGUUCCUGGGAAAGAGAGUUUCUAGGUUGUCUCAUUUAUACUACCAUUACAAAAAGAGGCGGCAUGGAUUCAGGUUUAAUCCCAAGUUUUAUUCUUUUCUCUCUGUUCAUGAGUCUUCCCAGAAAACAGGCAUUAGCCUGUCCUCACUUAUUCGGAAUGGGAAGAGAAAUAGGAUGUUAAGAAGUUCUCUGCCAUGGAGGCAAAAUAGCUGGAAAGGAUACAGUGAGAACAUGAUGAGGAAGCUCAAAAAGAGUAACGACACUCCAUACCCAGAUCUUCCCUGGAGCUUUAAAAUAUAAUCCUUUCUCUCUAGAGUAGGCUAGCUAGCUCUCCCCCAAUAAAGAUACCACUAUCAGAGUAGAAACAAGGUAGAUAUUUCUGAAAUAUGUGUGCUUCAUUAUAGUGAGCCAUGGAUGGCUCAACUCUUAAAUGUAAAUAGAUCUCUAGGAAACUCAAUACAGUGUUUUUCAAUCUAAUAAAGAACAGUAUUGGCGGUUUCACUAGCAAAAUUACACCCCUGGUCCCUGUGAUGUGUCUCUAUACCUACAUACACCCCCAAGACCCCGUCACGUCACUAGUGGAGGCUUGCGAGUUAAGUUGUUUCAGUCAGGAUAUAUAGUGCUGAAAUCUUGAUGCAGGUGAAAUUCGGUCUGAUGUGCCUAAUAUAUGUAUCUGGAAAACUUAAUGCAGAAUUAGAUCUAGUUGAGGAAUGUUCCUCAAAAGACUGGGGACUAUGAGGGAAAACCUCUCCCUUUUUUUUUGGUAGGUAAAAGACUAAAAGCCAUAUGGGUUUUAACUGGAGAAAAUGAAAGUAGAAAACUAGUGUAAAAAUGUCGUAUUCUCAGACUUGUGAGGUGGUAUAUAGUCAAAAAGAUUCACUAAUUUUUUUCCUGUAACAUAAAAGACCAACAAUGAAAAUUUUUUGAAUUAAGCAUUUCCUAGGGCUGUAGCUAUUUGGGAGUUUCAUAACCCGUUAUGGUGCUUUUGACGGAAUUGUUUUUUAGAAGACCGCUGUCAAUUGGCUUUAACCUAUGAUGCUAAUGUUUUUCACUGUACCUUCAUCUCAGGAAUAAAAACUUGUUUAAUGGAGAUGAUUUCAGGUACAAAUAUACUAGAAUCAAGUUGCCAUUUUAAAAGAAAAUCAAAUAGUAUUUCUAUUUUUUCUGGCUUUUUUUCUUUUUUUUAAAGUUCACAGACAGUAAAGGCAUAUACUACAAUAAAAUAAAAAGUGGUUCUGGAGAAUGAAAAAUACUAGUUUUAACUUCUCUAAAAUUGUUUCCCCUGAGGGAAUGAAAUAAUUGGUAUGGAAGAGGCUGAAAGUAACUGCCUAAAGUGAGCCCAGAGGCCAAGUGCAAAGUAGAAUGCAGAUGACUGCAGCUGAGGUCUGUUUAGUUGAAAAUUUGAGUCCUGCAUCUUCAGACCAGAGGGCCUGGACACGUGCUGCUCAUUUCAAUAUUUACUUACAUUUGAUAUUUUGAAAUUGUCUGCUUUUUGCCAUUUCUGCAGUUUCAAGUAGGAACCAUAUCUGCAACUAGAGGCAGCAAAUAAAACUAAUAAUCAGGUUAAUUCAGGGCAGCAGCCUGCUCUGAGAAUCACGAAGUAUCUCCGCAGGACCUUCUGCCCUCUCCCAGUCAGGCGUGGCGCCUCCGGCUUCCGCGUGCUGUCGGGAGGCAUGGGCUGCUCCUGCCGAGAGGUCCACAGAGCACAAUAUGAC